AUGCGCAUCCGCUAUCCUUUCGCAGGUAGGUGGCAUGCCACCCAGAUUCUUCGGUGGAAUGGAAUCCGCAUGAGCUUUAUUGACAAUCACCUAGGAGCCUUUGCCUUCCUGCUGAUUCUGGCCGCCUAUAUUGGCCUGCUCCCACACAGUACAUCUUCGUCGAUUCCGUCCAAUCUCCAACCAAACGACAAGUUCCUCCAUCUUGUCACUUUCUUCCUGCUAUCCGCGGCCUUUUACUGGAUUUUGGACACUUCGCGACGGCGCACUUUACAUGUCACCCUCUUGACCUGCACUCUUGGCCUAGGACUGGGCUCGGAGAUUAUACAAGGUCUUCUUCCUAACGGGCGCGACUUUGAUGUUUUCGAUGUGCUCGCAAAUGUUGUCGGCAGCCUUGGCGCGGUGGGUCUCUGCAGCUGGUAUCAUCGUCGCAUGAUGGAGCGUCGUCGCAAGAGCCGAUUCGGUCUGAUGGAGGGUGGUGAGGACGGAGAUGUUGAACUUGGGACUGGGGUGGGCACCUCUCGAGAUGAAGAAGGGCUGAGCUCGCAAGAAUCUGGGGUGGUGAAUCUGGAACAGGAAGUGGACAACUGGGACGAAAAUGCUAUCGACAACUGGGACACGGAGGACGGUCUAGAGCCCGCGGAUCACGAGGCUGCUCCUCCAAAUUAUAAUGAAAGUCAUUCCACUGGCGAGGUCUCCGCAAAGCGAAGCGACUAG
This is a messenger RNA of Penicillium oxalicum, 714 nucleotides long. RefSeq lists its product as uncharacterized. Bases 1 to 714 code for a protein of 237 amino acids. The transcript has a single exon. Lineage: Eukaryota; Fungi; Ascomycota; Eurotiomycetes; Eurotiales; Aspergillaceae. The record is from RefSeq and is a predicted model, not a curated record.